Molecule: messenger RNA, 2241 nt
Organism: Dermatophagoides pteronyssinus (European house dust mite)
Lineage: Eukaryota; Metazoa; Arthropoda; Arachnida; Sarcoptiformes; Pyroglyphidae
Gene: Non1
Product: nucleolar GTP-binding protein 1
Molecular function (GO): GTP binding
Source: RefSeq, a predicted model, not a curated record
UAAUGUAGCGCUGCAUGCGUGUGUAUUUGGAAUAUCCGUAAAAACAUUCGAAUGCAUGCACAGGGCACACACAUGCUGAAUGCAAAGCACAUUUUUCAUAUGAUCUUCAUCGAAGCACGUUGUUGGAUCUUGAAUUUUCUUUUAAAUUUUUCUUAGAUUUUUUUCUUCAAUUCCACAUUUCAAAUUGAUCCAAAAAAUGGGUUCCAAAUAUUGUUUCAAAAGUAUAACGGUUGUACCGACUUACAAAGAAUGUAUCGAUAUAAUUCUUUCGAAAACGCAACGUAAAACACCGACCGUUGUACAUAAACAUUUUAAAAUAUCUCGAAUUCGUUCAUUUUAUAUGCGUAAAGUAAAAUUUACACAACAAAAUUUUCAUGAUAAAUUGGAUACAAUAUUGACCGAAUUUCCAAAAAUCGAAGAUAUACAUCCAUUUUUUGCCGAUCUAAUGAAUGUUCUUUAUGAUAAAGAUCAUUAUAAAUUAGCAUUAGGACAAUUGAAUACAUGUAAACAUUUGAUUGAUAAUAUUGCACGUGAUUAUGUUCGUCUAUUAAAAUAUGGUGAUUCAUUAUACCGGUGUAAAAUGCUCAAAAGAGCUGCAUUAGGACGAAUGGUAACCGUAUUGAAACGACAAACAGAAAAUUUACAAUAUUUAGAACAAGUACGACAACAUUUAUCACGUUUACCAUCGAUUGAUCCAAAUAUGCGUACAUUGUUGAUUUGUGGUUUUCCAAAUGUUGGUAAAUCAUCAUUUAUAAAUAAAAUUACACGUGCCGAUGUUGAAGUACAACCAUAUGCAUUUACAACCAAAUCAUUAUAUGUUGGUCAUACUGAUUAUAAAUAUCUUCGUUGGCAAGUUAUUGAUACACCCGGUAUUCUUGAUCAUUCAUUAGAAGAACGUAAUACAAUUGAAAUGCAAUCAAUUACAGCAUUAGCACAUAUACGUUCAUGUAUUGUCUAUAUAAUGGAUGUUUCACAACAAUGUGGCUAUUCAAUUGAAGAUCAAAUAUCAUUAUUUCAUAAUAUUAAACCAUUAUUUUCAAAUAAGCCAAUAAUUAUUGUUGUUAACAAAAUUGAUGUUCGAAAAAUAUCCGAUCUUAAUGAUGAACAUCAAAAAAUGUUUGAUGAAUUACGUAAUGAUCCAAGUAUUAUGUUAAUACAUGAAAUGUCAACUGCAACAUCGGAUGGUGUAAUUGAAUUACGAAAUGAAGCCUGUGAUUUACUAUUAGCACAUCGUGUUGAACAUAAAACAAAAUCCAAACGUGGUGAUGAGAUUGAAAAUCGUCUUCAUAUUGCCCUGCCAAAACCAAGAGAUGAUAAGGAGCGGCCACCAUUUAUACCGGAUGCUAUCCUAAAGAAAAGAAAUCAAAUGGAAACCAAUGGAAAAACUAUUGAUGAUGAUGAUGAUGAUGAGGAAAUUAUGGAUGGUGAUGAAAAUCUUCAACCAAUGAAACGAAAAUUAGAACGUGAUAUUGAAUUAGAAUUACGUGAAGAUUAUAUACUUGAUUUGAAAAAACAUUAUGAUUUACCUGAUGAAGAAAAAUAUGAUAUUAUUCCCGAAGUAUGGAAUGGUAAAAAUAUUGCCGAUUUUGUUGAUAAAAAUAUUGAAUCAAAAUUAGAUGCAUUAAUACGUGAAGAAGAAGAACGUAUUAAUUCUGGUUUCUAUGAUUUUGAUUUGGAAUCUGAAGAUGACGAACUUCAAGAAAUUCGACAAUUAGCCAAGAAAAUUCGUGAUAAAAAAGGAUUAUUAAAAUUUGAACAACGAAUGAAUAAUACGAAUAAAUCAAAAACACCAAGAACAAAUAAAAAACGUGAAAGAAGUUUAUCACGUUUACGACAAGAACAACGACAACUUGGUGUUGAUAUUGAAAGUGAUGAAGAGGGUAAUUAUUUUGAUGAAGCAGCUGAAGAUACAAGUAUCCAUCGACCACCAUUGAAAAAGAGUCGAACAGAUAAUGAAGGUCAUGUUCGAUCUAGUUCGAAAACACCACGUGAUCGUACUGGUGUUAAAAAUGAUGAAAUGCGAAAGAAAGCAAGAAAAUUAUUGAAAAUGUCUCAACGUAGAUUAGCUGUAAAUGCACGAAAAGGUGAAGCAGAUCGUAUGAUACCGGCUACAAGACAGAAACAUUUAUUGGCUGGAAAACGUGGCCGUGGAUCGACUCGAAGUCGAUAAAAGAAGCAAUGAGGAGACUUUUUUCAUGUAAAAUUCAUUAUGGUUUGGUUUGGUUGUUUUUGGAAGAAUGG